Molecule: messenger RNA, 2351 nt
Organism: Stegastes partitus (bicolor damselfish)
Lineage: Eukaryota; Metazoa; Chordata; Actinopteri; Pomacentridae
Product: potassium voltage-gated channel subfamily V member 2-like
Exons: 2
Coding region: 1-1560 (519 amino acids)
Biological process (GO): protein homooligomerization; potassium ion transmembrane transport; action potential
Cellular component (GO): membrane; voltage-gated potassium channel complex
Molecular function (GO): delayed rectifier potassium channel activity
Source: RefSeq, a predicted model, not a curated record
AUGGCUUACUCGGGGAAUGCUGAGCGGCAGAGAUGUUUGCAAACCCGCCGCUCUACCAUCAACUGUCUCUCAAAGGGUUUAGAGGACAACAAAACGUUCCCGUUUUCUCAGGAGAAAGCAGUCAAAGCUUGGAGCUCUCUGGAGAAUUUGGACAGUCCUAUCAUCAUAGUUGACCGUCCCAAAGAUGAGGAGAGACCUAACCAGGAGCAGAACAUCAACCUGAACAUUGGAGGGAAAGUGUUUCAUAUUCCAAAACAGUGUGCCAUUAAAUACCCUGACACCCGGAUCGGCUCCCUGGUUCUCUGCAAGGAUCGGGCCAAAGUCCUCACACUGUGUGAUGACUACUCUGUACGCAAGAAUGAGUUCUUCUUUGACCGCGAUCCUGCCUUCUUCCACCAUGUCUGCCAUUUUUACACAAGCGGCGUGCUGUGGAUCGUACGGGAAAUGUGCCCCAUCAACUUUGAGGAGGAAAUUGAAUACUGGGGCCUGAGCCUGAAGGACACCCAGCUCUGCUGCUGGAUGGUGUUUGAGGAGAAGGCAGAUGAGGUGAAGGACAACCUAAAGGUGGAUAAGGAACUGAUGGCUGAGAUCGAGGUGAAGUACAACGACGAGUUUUUUAAAGACAUGGUGUUUGGGGAUGUGCGUAAGACUCUGUGGGACAUUGUGGAGAAUCCCUACUCUUCAAGUUUGGCAAAGAUUUUCACUUUGAUCUCUAACCUUUUUGUGCUCUUCUCCAUCGUCGCAAUGAGUCUUAACACCGUGAAAGAACUUCAGGUUUAUAAAAUCAACGACAAAACACACAUGGAAUGGGUGGAGAUUAUCACCAUAGUGUUCUUCACCUUUGAGUAUGUAAUUCGCCUUAUCACCAAUCCGAACAUCAGGAUGUUCUUAAAGAGUGGACUCAACUUUGUGGACAUGUUGUCAGUCAUGCCUUAUUUCAUCCAGAUCAUCUUCGAAGCCACAAGUGACGCAGAAGAUGUAAAUGCACAGGAAGACCUGAAGGCCAUGGCUCGGUUCAGCAAGGUCAGCCAUGUCCUCAAAGUAGUUAAGUUGCUGAGGAUCUUUCGGAUUUUGAAGCUGGCCCGCCACUCAACCGGCAUGAGGGCGUUUGGGUUUACCCUGCGGCAGUGCUACCAGCAGGCCUCUUGCAUUUUGCUCUUUAUCGCCAUGGGGAUCUUCACGUUCUCUGCUCUGCUGCAUUCAGCCGAGAGGGAAACCGAGGGGUCUCCCAUCAGCAGCAUCCCGUACGCGUGGUGGUGGGCUGCAGUCAGCAUCUCCACUGUGGGCUACGGGGAUGUGGUUCCUGUUACUAUCCUCGGCCGCCUCGUGGCUUUUGGCUGCAUCUCGUUUGGUAUCAUUCUGAACGGCAUGCCCAUCUCCUUCCUCUUCAACAAGUUUUCCGACUACUACAGCAAGCUAAAGGCCCAGGAGUACAACUCUACCUCAGUCCAGCGCCGCCUUCAGCUUAAGAAGAGACUCAGACGCAGAAUGCGCAUGUGUUUCCAUCUCCCUGAAGACGACGGCGGCAGCGCAGAUGGUCACUGCGAGGUCCCAGACUGAGGACGUCUUAAAACGAAAGCCUGACCAACUGGGUGUUUGUGUAUCUCAGUGUGUUUAGUGCAGAUAAAAGAAAUAAAAGAACAUGUGAGUGAAAAUGGGAAGGAGGUCAAGUGUGGCUUUGCACAGAUGCAGAGUAUCUGGUUGCCUGAAUGACCCACUUCAUCUUUCACAUUAAACUGACAUUGGAAAAUCACAGACAAGUAGCUUAGAGACACUAACAAUCAAGUUGAGCAGUUUUCCUCUGGAUGUCUGAACAAUGACUUUUGGCACUUUAAAAAAAACGUGUCGGAAAAUGUCCCCCAAGUUUGUAACUUCAGCUGUACCCACCUCGAAUCUUAACCCCAACUUAAAGCUUGUGAAUCGUAACCGAUGAGUGCCUACAUGAACAGACUGUGGUUUUCCGUGGGAGUCGCGUAUGACUGUCACUGUUCAAGUUUCUGUUUGUGGCGGUUCAGAUAAACACAGGGGCACGUAUCGUUUAAAGCAGUAAACUUUAUUGUGUUUUCUCCUAUUACAUGCCCACAUUCUGUCAUACGGCUGUAAUUAAAGCAGACUGACGACUUGUGGGCGUCUCUACCUGUAAAUGCAUGAAGACUCUUGGUUAUUUCAACAUUAGGUAACACAGACACCAGAACGCAAAAAGGUUUCUCACAUGUUCAAAGACACCAUCAGAUUUAAACACUUUUCAUUACAGGAACAACAAACUGAUUCGGUUCUUUGAAUGAUGGAGUUCUUGAGUGUUAAUCACAUGAAGCUUUUAUGUCAUUUACCUUUUGUGUUGUUAUUUAUUU